AUGGCACAGCAGAAUGGCGUUACGGGCCACUACCGCAAGCACCUUCCAGACAUCAAUGUGCCGCGCUUCCAGAUGAUGAAGCAGCAAGAUGCUCACGAGUAUGCUCACGACUUCAAGACCAAGCACAAUCCGCCAUGGCUACAUGCUCUGUAUAUGUACUGGCGUUCUCUGCUAGCGGAGCCUUUCAAGGGUGUGACCAGCGAUGGCAACGUAAGAGAAGGUCUCUUCCACUACGAAGACGAAGGCGUCGAGAUCGAGAACAUCGUCAAGGCCGCAAACUCCCUCCUCUCCCAAGUCACCGACGAGCAAAAGCAAGUCCUGAGCUACCACAUCGACAGCCCUGAAUGGCGGACAUGGUCCAACCCCGAAUUCCUCCUCGCACACAAAGGCCUCCGUCUCGACGAACAAUCAGGACAAAUCCGUGACUCCAUCCUUGCAAUCCUCAAAGCCACCCUCUCUCCAGAAGGCUACGGAAAAGCAAUCUCGGCCAUGCGCAUCAACGGCUUCCUCGGCGAACUCGUCCAAGGCACAAAAGUUAUGAAUGAGUUCAGCUACAACUUCGUCCUCUUUGGCGAGCCCUCUUCUACAGAACCCUGGGGUUGGUCAUUCUACGGUCACCACCUCUGCCUCAACAUUUUCCUCUUCAAGCGUCAAAUCGUCAUUUCACCCUGGUUUACCGGAGCAGAGCCCAACGAGAUCGACUCUGGUCCUUACAAAGGCACCCGCAUCCUCACCCGCGAAGAAGAACUCGGUCUCCAACUCAUGCAAUCUCUCAGCCCAGAACUACAGCAAAAGACUCAAAUCUACAAACUGAUGAAAGACCCGGCCAUGCCAGAAGGACGCUGGAACAGAGACGAUCAACGCCAUCUCUGUGGUGCAUACCGCGAUAACCGCAUUGUGCCUUACGAAGGCAUCACGAUGCAAGACAUGACUUCAGAGCAACAAUCUCUCGUCUCCAGCAUCAUCGACGAGUAUUUCCUCUACCUCCCUGCUUCCUCUCGGGCCAAGAAGCUCAAGCACGCAUUAUCCUUUGCUUCAGAGACAUAUUUCAGCUGGAUUGGCGGCUAUGGUCCUGAAGACCCAUUUUACUAUCGCAUUCAAUCGCCUGUGGUGAUUGUAGAGUUUGACCAUCACUCAGGCGUCUUUUUAAACAACGAGCAGCCGGCGAAGUUCCAUAUCCAUACUCUACUGAGGACGCCCAACGCUGGUGAUUACGGCCAUGCUUUGAAGAAAUGCAUCCCAGCGAAAGAGCAGUUCUUUACAUGGGAGCCUGAAGAUGCGUCAAAAGGGCCUGGCAAUCACGCCAGCCGCUUGGACUAG
Molecule: messenger RNA, 1320 nt
Organism: Aureobasidium subglaciale EXF-2481
Lineage: Eukaryota; Fungi; Ascomycota; Dothideomycetes; Dothideales; Saccotheciaceae
Exons: 2
Coding region: 1-1320 (439 amino acids)
Source: RefSeq, a predicted model, not a curated record